Dendronephthya gigantea is the source of this 2920-nucleotide messenger RNA. Its product is annotated as DNA replication licensing factor mcm4-A-like. The transcript has 20 exons. The coding region runs from base 99 to 2687 and encodes 862 amino acids. The record is from RefSeq and is a predicted model, not a curated record. Gene Ontology annotation, molecular function: single-stranded DNA helicase activity; ATP binding; ATP hydrolysis activity. Gene Ontology annotation, cellular component: nucleus; MCM complex. NCBI's taxonomy places the organism in Eukaryota, Metazoa, Cnidaria, Anthozoa, Malacalcyonacea, Nephtheidae. Gene Ontology annotation, biological process: double-strand break repair via break-induced replication; DNA replication; DNA strand elongation involved in DNA replication.
CACAUGUUGAUGACUUGAUGGUAGCUUUCCCUUUAAAAAUUACGACUUUUGAGAAUUUGCUUUAGAUUCAAGCAAUUUUGAGGAGAUAAUAACACUGAAUGAGCAAGAUGCCUGCAAGGAAACGUAGUAGAAACGACUCAACCGGGACUGCCAGCAAUCAAGGUGAAGAGAGUGCUACAAGUUCACCAGCUAGACCUGCAGAUGCCGCACCACCCACAGCACGACGUAGAGUUGGGGAAACAUCAUCUCCAGCUCCUCUCCCCCCAACUUCCCCCGCUACUGAUCAAGCGGAGGGUUUGUCUUCCCCACAACCUAUGCCUCCGAGCGAAAUUGACAUGAGUUCACCAUUGAAUUAUGGUACGCCCAGUUCAAGGAUUGCGAAUACACCACGAGGAACCCCCGUUGGUACACCAGUCAGACAUCGCAGUGAUAUUCGUAGCAACCGUAAAGUGAGACAAGUUGCAAUUGGGGAACAAACAUCCACAGAUAUUUCAACUGAGCCACCAGCAGCAGCACCGACCAGUGACAGCACAGCUGGCCCAAGACUGGUGAUCUGGGGUACAGAUGUUGUUGUGCAGGAAACACAAGACAAAUUUAAGAGAUUUCUGCAGCAAUUUAUUGAUGAAAAUGCAGAGGGUAUGGGCGAUGAUUUUGUCCCAAAUGACCCACUCUAUAUGCAGAAACUGGAAGAGAUUCAUGUGUUGGAGCAACCGUUCCUAAAUGUUGACUGCAGUCAUAUCAAAGCAUUUGAUGCAGAAUUAUACAGACAACUUGUAGCCUACCCACAAGAAGUCAUACCAACAUUUGAUAUGGCUGUCAAUGAAAUAUUCUUCACAAAAUAUACUGAUGCUGAGCUGGAGCAUCAGAUCCAGGUCAGGACUUAUAAUGUGGAUCAAACCAAGAAUCUUCGAUCUCUCAAUCCUGAAGAUAUUGAUAAUCUGAUUUCUAUCAAUGGAAUGGUUGUAAGAACUUCUAAUAUCAUCCCAGAAAUGAGAGAAGCUUUCUUCAGAUGUUAUGUUUGCCAUGCUACAACAACAUCAGAGAUUGACCGUGGCAGGAUAUCAGAACCAGCGUUGUGUUCAAACUGUAACACUAAUCACAGUUAUGCCCUGGUGCAUAAUAGAUCACAAUACACUGAUUUGCAGAUUGUCAAACUACAAGAGUCGCCUGAUGACAUGCCACCAGGGCAAACUCCAUACACAAUCACACUUUAUGCUCACAAUCAACUGGUUGACACAGUUCAGCCUGGCGAUCGGAUCACCGUGACAGGAAUAUAUCGGGCGACUCCUGUGAGAAUGAAUCCUCGUCACAGGAACAUUAAGGCAGUUUAUAAAGUGCAUAUUGACGUCGUUCACUUCAGAAAGUCAGACAAAAAACGUCUUCAUGAAAGCGACCCUGACAGCACUGUAAGAUUCACCCAGGAAAGAAUCGAUAGACUCCAGGAAAUCUCGGAAAUGCCUGACAUCUAUGAAAGACUGUCAAAGGCCUUAGCUCCAAGUAUCUACGAAAAUGAGGAUAUCAAAAAAGGAAUUUUAUGUCAACUGUUUGGAGGGACGACCAAGGAUUUCUCGCACGCGGGACGCGGCAACUUUAGAGCUGAUAUCAAUAUUCUACUUUGUGGUGAUCCUGGCACCAGUAAAUCUCAGUUGUUACAGUAUGUUCACAACUUGGUCCCGCGUGGUCAGUACACGUCAGGCAAAGGAUCUUCAGCUGUGGGUUUGACGGCGUAUGUUACAAGAGAUCCUGAGACAAGACAGUUGGUUCUACAAACCGGAGCAUUGGUCCUCAGUGAUAAUGGUAUUUGCUGUAUCGAUGAAUUUGAUAAAAUGAACGACAAUACUCGAUCAAUUCUUCAUGAAGUUAUGGAGCAACAAACAUUGUCCAUUGCGAAAGCUGGUAUCAUUUGUCAGUUGAAUGCCCGAACGUCCAUUUUAGCCGCGGCAAAUCCUGUUAGAUCCCAGUGGGAUACGAGAUUGACGACUGUGGAAAACAUCCAGUUACCUCACACUUUACUAUCCAGAUUUGAUUUAAUCUUCCUGAUGCUGGAUCCUCAAGACGAGGCUUAUGACCGCCGCCUGGCGAAACAUUUAGUUUCUCUCUACCAUCAAACACCUGAGCAGGAGGAAGAGGAAUUGGUGGACAUGAGUAUUCUUAAGGAUUAUAUCGCAUAUGCUCGAACUCACAUUCAACCGAAACUGAGCGAGGAGGCGUCACAACGCCUGAUUCAAUCAUAUAUCGAAAUGCGCAAAGUUGGUAGCAGUCGUGGAGCAGUUUCUGCUUAUCCUCGACAAUUGGAGUCUCUGAUACGACUUGCUGAAGCACAUGCUAAGAUGAGAUUCUCAAAUAUCGUUGAGAAGAUUGAUGUUGACGAAGCACGCAGGUUACACCGUGAAGCUCUCAAACAGUCAGCCACUGAUCCGAAGACUGGCCUGAUUGAUGUGAAUAUUUUAGCAACUGGAUUGAGCAUCUCUGAUCGAGAAAGACGAGUAGAGAUUGCUAAAGCUUUGAAGACUAUGAUCCAGUCUAAAGGACGAGCACCAAAUAUGGACGCUCAACGAUUGUUCGAAGAUUUCCGAGAAACAUCUGAUGUGCCUGUAACACGAGAUCAGUUUGACGAUGCUCUACGUCAUUUGAAAGACGAAGAUUUUCUUAUUGUGACUGGCAGAACUGUUCGCAUCAUAUCAUAAGCUUCUUCUGCUCUGUUUUAGACGAAGAGAGAUGUUUGGUAUCUGAAUUAUUAUGUCUUGCAAUAUUUACGUAGAUUAAUAUUCAUUCAUUAGACUGAUUAGUAAUUAACCCGCAGCGCGCGCACACUCGAGCUUUUUGCGCAAUUAGAAACGUCAUCAAUGAAUUUUUUAGAAAAGAUUUUUUUUUAAGAGUUAUCAAUUCCUCACUCGUUCAUUAAAAUAUUUUUAUUGAA